AUGGAUAUUUUCCUGGACGUUCUGGAUACCUUGGUCCUCGACCGGUGCUACGCAUUACUCUCGCCAGACCCAACAGCCAUCUUCAACAAUGAUACUCAAGCCACUGCCCAUUUGAACCAACAUGUCGGUGUCUAUUACCCCAUGCAGCCCUCAAAAUGGGCGGAGGCAAGCCUUUGGAAGAGAGACGACAUUGCCAGACAAGCAUUGUCACUGUACGUGAUUAUAUGGCUUUUCGCAAUGAUAAUGUACCUCCUCGGUAGCCUGCUACUAUACCACACCCUCUUCGACAAAAGACUACUCCAACACCCGCGCUUCCUCGCACACCAAGUCAAACUCGAGAUCAACCAAGGCGUAUCCGCAAUCCCUGUCAUGGCCCUCCUCACCGUCCCAUUCUUCCUAGCAGAGAUCAGGGGCUGGUCGAAACUAUAUGAUCUCACCAGCGACUCCCCGUUCUUCGGAUACACCUUGCUCCAGUAUCCAUUGUUCAUCUGCUUCACAGACAGUGGCAUUUACUGGAUACACCGUGGUCUGCAUCACCCUAGCGUCUACCGCUGGCUUCACAAGCCACACCAUAAGUGGGCGGUGCCGACACCGUUCGCUAGUUAUGCGUUUCACCCCCUCGAUGGAUGGGCGCAGAGUCUCCCCUACCAUGUUUACCCGCUGCUCUUUCCGUUGCAGAAAGGGGCAUAUUUGGGGUUGUUUAUGUUUGUUACUGUGUGGACGGUGCUGAUCCACGACGCCGAGUACUUGCCAACAUCGGUGGUAAUCAACGGUGCUUCUUGUCACACGAUGCAUCACUUGUACUUCAACUACAACUAUGGGCAGUUUACGACGGCGUGGGAUCGCCUCGCGGGAACAUACCGAAAGCCCAAGGGGGAUAGUUUCAUGGAAGGCCAGCAAAUGGGUGGGAAAGGGAAACUCGGAGAUAAGUGUGAAUGA
Messenger RNA from Penicillium roqueforti, 939 nucleotides. Its product is annotated as sterol desaturase family protein. Lineage: Eukaryota; Fungi; Ascomycota; Eurotiomycetes; Eurotiales; Aspergillaceae. Bases 1 to 939 code for a protein of 312 amino acids. The transcript is spliced from 3 exons. Gene Ontology annotation, molecular function: oxidoreductase activity; iron ion binding. The record is from RefSeq and is a predicted model, not a curated record. Gene Ontology annotation, biological process: lipid biosynthetic process.